GUAGGCAAUGAGCUCGGGGCGGGGAAACCGUACAAAGCGAAGCUAGCUGCAAUGGUUGCGCUAGCCUGUGCAUUUGUUAUCGGAUUUGUCAACAUUAUUUGGACCGUGAUGUUUAGGCAUAAGUGGGGUGGCUUGUUUACAGAAGAUGACAUGCUCAAGGCUCUUGUUGCCUCAGUUUUGCCAAUCAUCGGGUUGUGCGAGCUUGGCAAUUGUCCACAGACCACUGGCUGUGGUAUUCUACGUGGUACAGCGAGGCCAGUGGUUGGUGCUCGUAUCAACCUUGGCUCGUUCUAUUUCGUGGGCACUCCUGUAGCUGUAGGCUUAGCCUUCUGGUUCCAUGUUGGCUUCAGUGGACUAUGGUUUGGGCUAUUAUCUGCUCAAGCUGCCUGUGCCAUCUCAAUUCUGUAUGUAGUGCUGGUCUGUACAGAUUGGGAAAGCGAAUCUUUAAAAGCCAAAAAGCUCACUAGCUUGGAGUUGACACAGAAGCAUGGUAAUGAUGAAGAGAAAGGACUUUUGAUGAAGCAGAAUGGACACACAGAAGAUGUUCCCUAA
This is a messenger RNA of Coffea eugenioides, 552 nucleotides long. Its product is annotated as protein DETOXIFICATION 54-like. Gene Ontology annotation, molecular function: xenobiotic transmembrane transporter activity; antiporter activity. Gene Ontology annotation, biological process: transmembrane transport. Lineage: Eukaryota; Viridiplantae; Streptophyta; Magnoliopsida; Gentianales; Rubiaceae. The annotation marks the transcript as partial. The transcript has a single exon. The record is from RefSeq and is a predicted model, not a curated record. Gene Ontology annotation, cellular component: membrane.